This is a messenger RNA of Drosophila pseudoobscura, 861 nucleotides long. RefSeq names its product pyroglutamyl-peptidase 1. Bases 101 to 772 code for a protein of 223 amino acids. Gene Ontology annotation, biological process: proteolysis. Gene Ontology annotation, molecular function: pyroglutamyl-peptidase activity. NCBI's taxonomy places the organism in Eukaryota, Metazoa, Arthropoda, Insecta, Diptera, Drosophilidae. The record is from RefSeq and is a predicted model, not a curated record. Gene Ontology annotation, cellular component: cytosol. The transcript is spliced from 2 exons.
UUUUAUCUUUCAUGACAUCAUGAAUGUUCACUCACGAUUUUCUAUUGUUUACAUAUCAACAGAAGAAGAAUAUUUAUGUAUUUAAAUUAUUGUACAUACGAUGUCGUCGUCGGAACGAAAACUAAUUAUUGUGUCUGGUUUCGGACCAUUUAUUGGACAUGAGGAAAUCAAUGCCAGUUGGGAGGCUGUAAAGCUGCUGCCGGAGCUGCUCACCCACAAUGGCAUUGAAUAUGACCUGGAGAAGCGUCUGGUCUCCGUCGAGUACGAAGCAGUGGAUGAGGCGUGCGCAGAGAUAUGGAGCCGCCAGCCAGAGAUGGUCAUACAUGUAGGAGUAUCGGGUAUAGCUCAAUGCGUUUAUGUGGAGAAGCUGGCCUAUAACCACAAGUUCCGACGGCCAGACAAUUCCGGACAGUAUUUGUCCAACGGCAGUUGUGUCCUCCCGCACAAUGGCAAGGCAAAUGUACUGCGUUGCGGCCUUGACGUUGAUAAGAUUGUAGAGGCUGUAAAUGCAACAUGCGAGGCGUGUGUGGCCCCCGCAAUUCCGAACAACAGUCAUAAGUCUUUAGGUGCCACGAGGGCUUCCAAAAAUGUGGGCGAUUUUCUCUGCGGUUACAUAUAUCUGAAAUCUCUCGACGUGGACUCCAAGCGGAGUUUAUUCGUGCAUGUCCCCCCUGUAAAUAAACCAUUUAGUACCGAGCAAACGGCAGAUAUUGUUUUGAAAAUCAUCGAACAAUGUGUGCAACAGGUGGCCGCUUCUGAAUGCACAAAUUAAGUUCCAGUCAAUGAUAAUUACCAUUAACUUUCUAUAGAAAAGAUCCAAUAUACAACAUUCAUGCAUACAUUAAAGGAGACUUUUACGAA